AUGGAUCCAAAACGACAGGUUCAGUCGUUGUCACUGAGGCGGGGAACGAAUCCCUGAACAUAACACAAGCGGCUUAAUAAACCCACAUCUGGUGUAAAUAAAAGCUCAAACAAUAGCCUGUCCCUGAAAUACAGUUUUACGCAGAUAACCUGCAGCCUCGCGAAAAUGACAGACUACGCCGAAGAGCAGAGGAACGAACUUGAAGCGAUAGAGUCCAUCUACCCCGACUCUUUUACAGUUCUUUCAGACGAGCCCACCAGCUUCACCAUCACUGUGACGUCAGACGCAGGGGAAAAUGGUGAAAUUGUGGAAGCAACGCUUAAGUUCACGUAUGUAGAGAAGUACCCGGACGAGCCUCCGCAGUGGGAGAUCUUCUCCCAGGAGAACCUGGAGGACACCGAUGUGGAGGACAUCCUCGCCUUACUGCUGCAGCAGGCGGAAGAGAACCUGGGCAUGGUGAUGAUCUUCACUCUGGUGACAGCCGUUCAGGACAAACUCAACGAAAUAGUGGAUAUGAUGAAGAACAGACGAGAAGAGGAGAAACGCCAGAAAGAGGCCGAGGCAGAGGAAGCAGAGAAGGUGUUGUUCCAUGGCACGGUGGUAACCAUUGAAAACUUCCUGACGUGGAAAGCCAAGUUUGAGCUGGAGAUGGCUGAGCUGAGGAGUAAAAAACAGAAAGAGGAGGAGCAGGGAGGGAAGCUCAAACUCACCGGUAAACAGCUGUUUGAGACGGACCACAACCUGGACACGUCUGACAUCCAGUUCCUUGAAGAAACUGGGAACAACGUCGAAGUGGAUGAGUCUCUCUUCCAGGAUAUUGACGACUUGGACUUGGAUGAGGACGACCCCGACUUUGACCCAUUACAGAUGGGGAGUGAUGAGGACUGAAUCGGGACACCUGUCCCUCACUGCGAUACGACCGUCUGACCAGUCACGUUUAUUUUGGAAAGACUCUUUAGCAGCAAUUGGAGAGAAGAUCCUCCUGAAUACACACUUACAUACACGCGCACACACACAAACAAGUUCAAUGCCUGAACCAUUUAAUUGACUGAAUAAACGUGUGACUGGGCUCUAGUGCUGUUUGACGUCCUGGUGCUACCUGGCCAGCAGAGGGCACUAUAUGUUUUCCUGGCCCAGAAUAAGCAAGAUUUAACAUUAAAGUAAUUUUCCUGCAUUCACACUUAUUUUAAGGUGCAUUCAGCAAUGGUAUUUUUAAAUAUCACUUAUUUUCCAGAAUCCCCCUUUAAGUAAUAGCAACUUAUAUAAUAACUAUGACAUUCAUAAGCAGUCAUUAUCAAAAGUGUUAUCCCAAUCUAAAGCUGAGGAGUUGAAAGCUUCUAAUGUUGAAUGCUAUUUUUAAUUAUACAUUAUAUUUGAUAUAUUGGCCGUGUGGUCAGUGUUUUGAAUCUAACUGCACAGUAAUUCAUAAAAGGUUUAAUAAAACAUGCAGUAGUUGUGUCUGAA
Molecule: messenger RNA, 1464 nt
Organism: Gasterosteus aculeatus aculeatus (three-spined stickleback)
Lineage: Eukaryota; Metazoa; Chordata; Actinopteri; Perciformes; Gasterosteidae
Gene: rwdd1
Product: RWD domain containing 1
Molecular function (GO): protein binding
Source: RefSeq, a predicted model, not a curated record